Messenger RNA from Clunio marinus, 315 nucleotides. Lineage: Eukaryota; Metazoa; Arthropoda; Insecta; Diptera; Chironomidae. The record is from the annotation of a GenBank genome assembly.
AUGAAAGAAAUAUUUCAGGAAUUUGUUGAUGGUCAUAAAGGAGGAUUGGACGGGUGGUUUGAUAGCAUUACAAAGCAAGCUCUUGAUUCGUUAGAUGAUCAUUUUGAUGAAAAGUUGAAAAAACAUGUCAUGAAUGUAUUAAACGAUAAAUUUAUGGAUACGUUCGGGAAGUGCGUUGAUGGUGCUUCUGCUGAACCCUACGCUGUCAUCUGUUAUGGAGAUUCGUGGAAUAAUAACAUCAUGUAUCGAUGUGAGAAUGGAAUCGCCGUCGAAGUUCGUUUGUUAGAUUGGCAAGUCAUGAGAUACGCUUCACCG